CGGUCUGUGACCGGUCUAGUCGUUCCCCACCGAAUUGGGAAAGUUCCUAGAAUUCAAUGCCCGUCCCUUCCUUUUUCUUCAAAUAAUAAUCAUGAAAAUGCCGGAUAUCAAUUCGUUGGACAGUGCUCGUCCUCUCGGCGGUGCGGUGGCUGCUCAUAGCUACUCGUCGCAUCCGGAAUCUAAUCUUGAGGAUCUGUCUGGCCAUGAAGAAAUUCCUGGCCAUCCUCUGGGCGUGAAACCCAGUGGCAAUGCCUUGCUCGCCGCAGAGAAUCUGCGCCAUGCAAUUGGGACCUUUAAUAUCCUACCGGAUGAGUCGAUAUUGAUGUUGCUGGAAUACCUCGACGGGCCCAGUUUGUUGAAUAUUGGACAGUCAUGCAAGGCAUUUUAUGCUUUUACCAGAGCCGAGGAUCUCUGGAAAGCUCUUUUUAUCGGGUCUCCUCCCGCUUCGUUCUCAUGGAAAGGAACAUGGCGUUCAACUUAUCUUAACAUUCCUCCAUCGGAAGAGUGCAUCCUGGACUGCUCGAAUCUAUUCUCGGAUGUCCUGCACCGACCCUUCCACUGCGCCCACAUAUCUCUAGAUCCCUACAUCAAGAAUAUCCCUGCCCGCAACCAAAUUGCUCGUCUCCCCGAUCUCUCUUUCGAGGAGUUCAAUGAAAAAUGGAGCGACACGCCCUUCAUCUUGACUGAGCCGGUGAAACAAUGGCCAGCGUACAAGCAAUGGUCCGUAAACAUGCUACUAGAUCACUACGGCGAGGUUGUCUUCCGUGCAGAGGCAGUGGAUUGGCCUUUCCAUACUUAUGUCGAUUACAUGCACAACAACUCCGAUGAGAGUCCUCUUUACCUGUUCGACCGGGCCUUUGUCUCGAAGAUGGGCCUUAAGGUCGGUCAACCGGACCAGGAGCCUGAAGCCACUUACUGGCCUCCCGGUUGCUUUGGAGAAGACUUCUUCUCCGUGCUGGGCAACGAUCGCCCUGACAGGCAGUGGCUGAUCAUUGGACCCGAGCGGUCUGGAAGUACAUUUCACAAGGACCCGAAUGCUACCAGUGCCUGGAACGCGGUUGUCCGUGGCUCGAAGUACUGGAUCAUGUUCCCGUCGUCUUCGAAGCUCCCGCCGCCUCCGGGUGUCUAUGUGUCAGACGAUCAGAGUGAAGUGACUUCCCCUCUUAGCAUUGCUGAGUGGCUUUUUGGCUUCCACGCGGAGGCACGACGCACUCCAGGCUGUAUUGAGGGGAUCUGUCACGAGGGGGAGAUUCUCCACGUUCCUUCGGGAUGGUGGCACUUGGUCGUCAACAUCGAGCCGGCUAUUGCCAUUACUCAGAACUUCAUACCCCGUGCCCAUCUGAGCGCUGCGCUGGACUUCUUGUCUAACAAGGCCGACCAGAUUUCAGGUUUCAGGAAGGACGUAAACAAUCCCUACGAACGGUUUGUGGCGCAGAUGCAGAAAUCGCACCCUGAACUCUUGGAACAGGCGCAGGCAGAGCUGCAGAAGAAGAACGAGGGGAAGAAACGGAAAUGGGACGAAAUUGUGCACGGAAACCCAGAGCAAGACGGAGGUGAGGCCGCCGAAGGAGGCGGUUUCAGCUUUGGGUUUGGAGAUGACAGCGAUGUUGAAGUCCCCUAAAUUGCAGUCUCUGCUACUUGCAAGUGAACGCAUAAAUGUUCAUUGGACGAGUAUGCAACUGCUGCUGUUUACAAACGACAAGACGACUACAGCUAUCCAACGAAGCUAUUGCUGAGAAUAUGCCGAG
Molecule: messenger RNA, 1748 nt
Organism: Aspergillus welwitschiae
Lineage: Eukaryota; Fungi; Ascomycota; Eurotiomycetes; Eurotiales; Aspergillaceae
Product: putative F-box and JmjC domain protein
Exons: 2
Coding region: 92-1621 (509 amino acids)
Cellular component (GO): nucleus
Molecular function (GO): protein binding; cis-regulatory region sequence-specific DNA binding
Source: RefSeq, a predicted model, not a curated record